AUGUCGCCGCCCUCGACCCUUGCAUCCGCAGGCGCUGCCAGCAGCAGCAAAACAACGACCAAAACGCUGGGUCACGAUACGACGUCAGACAGCGACAGCACCCUGUCCGAGUCGAGCGAAGAGCCCAGCAGCGACGAGAGCUCAAGCGAAGAGGAAGACGACAACGACGACGAUGAUAGUGCCGACGACACAGAAAUGGCGCUCGACGAGCCAGCAGGCCCAGACGGCGUCGUAAACCUGCGCGCCAACAGAGGCAAUAAGCCAACCAUGAAGCUGAGCGCACUCGAAAUGGGCCCCGACAUCAGAGGCUUUCUCAAGGAUUUCCUGCCCAAGCUCAAGGCCGCCAAUGAAGAGCUCGACGCUCAGAAAAAGGCGGGCACACUCAGGAGUCUGGAUGCCGGGGACCAGCAAGACGGCGAGCCGUAUAUUGAAAUGGAUCUGGGGCUCGGCGUCCUCGAGGAGAAAGACGCCAAUGCGACUAGCGACACGGACGGUGAAAGCGACACCCAAGACAGCAACACAGAAAAGGACGUUUUGGGCAAACUCAUGGGGCGGCAGCAGAAGCAGGACCCGGCCGGCAUCGAGGUGCUUCAGAACACAACCUCAUGA
Molecule: messenger RNA, 609 nt
Organism: Exserohilum turcica Et28A
Lineage: Eukaryota; Fungi; Ascomycota; Dothideomycetes; Pleosporales; Pleosporaceae
Exons: 2
Coding region: 1-609 (202 amino acids)
Biological process (GO): box C/D snoRNP assembly
Source: RefSeq, a predicted model, not a curated record